Molecule: messenger RNA, 1067 nt
Organism: Cheilinus undulatus (humphead wrasse)
Lineage: Eukaryota; Metazoa; Chordata; Actinopteri; Labriformes; Labridae
Gene: cmc1
Product: C-x(9)-C motif containing 1
Exons: 4
Coding region: 71-403 (110 amino acids)
Cellular component (GO): mitochondrion
Source: RefSeq, a predicted model, not a curated record
GGAAGUUUUUCGAGCGGACGUGAGCUAGGCAGCUAGGUCACAUUGGUACGGUUUUGUAAGGUUUGAAAACAUGGCCACAAUGGAAGCAGCUAACGCAGAGGAGGCCCCUUUGAGACAUGUGGAGAAAGAUGUCCUCAUCCCUAAGCUAAUGAGGGAGAAAGCCAAAGAGCGUUGUGCCGAGAAAGUUGAAGCCUUCAACCACUGCUGUAAAGAAUCUGGUUUCUUCAUGGUGUUUAAGUGUCAAGAGGAGAACGCAGCACUGAAGGAAUGUCUGACAGCACAUUACAACGACCCAGUUUUCUAUGAGCAGUGCAAGCAGGAGUACAUUCAGGAGAAACUGGAGUUUGAGAGGACGGGGAUUCCAUCAAAGAACAGGAAACAGAAACUCCCAACAAGCAUGUAAAGGACAGCAUUGUGCUCAAUGAGGACUGUCCUUAUUUCAAGCUGAAGGAGCAGAUAGUGAAGCUCUGGACAGAACCACCGUCAAAUCCACAAAGGAAACACAUGGAAGAGAUGAAUACUAAAAAUGUUAUGAGCUUGUGCAUUUUAUUUAAAUCUGAAACAUUUUGACUAAUUGUAUGCAAGAGUGGUAUAUAAUCUAAAAUAAUGCCUAUUUUUAUGAUCUGUAUAUUUGCAAAUGUUCUCUACCAGAUAACUAGAAUUUUCUCUAUCACAGUAUUUGAUUAUGCUGCAUUUAUUAUGAAUAUACCAAACAUGCCAUUGAUUGCUGUCAUCAGGUUAUAGGCAACUCCUGCCCCAGAACCUUGACCUAAAAGACUUUCAGCUGCUGAGGUGAGCCGUAAGAAUUUUGGUUAUGGUUGAAAUAUACUGAACAUAAUUCAGUGCACUUUGCAGUGCAUCCAGUGAGAGCAUUGAUGACAGCAAAGUCUUGCUUCUUCCUUUUUUCUGCAGAAAACAGGGCACUUAUAAAUAAAAUAAUACAUGGACUAUUGAACAAUGUAUAUAAGAGAAAUCUGUCAUCUAAUUUAGCAUUGAACCGUCUGUGUUCAUGUGAAACAUGCAGUGAAAUGUGACUUUGUAAAUAAAAGAUACUCUGUAGCAAAAGA